Messenger RNA from Aspergillus ochraceoroseus IBT 24754, 2469 nucleotides. RefSeq names its product putative G-patch domain protein (TFIP11). Bases 56 to 2380 code for a protein of 774 amino acids. The transcript has a single exon. The record is from RefSeq and is a predicted model, not a curated record. Gene Ontology annotation, molecular function: nucleic acid binding. Gene Ontology annotation, biological process: spliceosomal complex disassembly. Gene Ontology annotation, cellular component: U2-type post-mRNA release spliceosomal complex. Lineage: Eukaryota; Fungi; Ascomycota; Eurotiomycetes; Eurotiales; Aspergillaceae.
CUUUCUUCUCAGUCUCUAUCCACCUCCUGCCGCUGAAUACGAGUCUCAGCUCAGGAUGGAUUCUGCUGGCCAAAAACGAAAAUACACUGAUGGGAGCUCUGAUGAUGACGACGCUGACUCGCCCCCCCGCGCCUCCUUUCGUUCGUUUACCCGCGCCGCAUCGCGUUCUGAAUCCCCUCCGACAGGCGGGUUAGGUCUUGGGAUGGGCCGUGGUCGUGGGAUCGGUAUGGGCAUGGGCCGGAGCCCCUGGAAUAAUAAUGCGACGAAGUCUUCCGCCAGUAACGGCCCUGGGGCCAGCUCUUUUGGAGCUCGCAUGCUGGCUAAGAUGGGUUAUGUCCAUGGCCAGGGUCUUGGAUCGAGUGGACAGGGUAUUAUAAACCCCAUUGAAGCUCAGGCUCGUCCGCAGGGUAUAGGGUUGGGAGCUGUCAAGGAAAAGAGCAAGCAAGCUCGCGAGGAAGAGAAGCGCGCCGCGGUUUUGCGGGGAGACACGGUCGAGGAGAGCUCAGACGAGGAGUUCAGGAGGAAGAAGAAGCGGCAACAGAAAAAGCAUGGAGAGCAUGGAGAAGAAGAGGGACGCCCGGUUGCGAGGAAGAAGCCUCAGUUCCGUACCGCUCGUGAAAUGGAAGCAGAUAUGGCGGGUCUUGAAGUGCCGAAUGUGCUCAAGUCUCUUAUCGAUGCGACUGGCAAGGAACAGAGAGUCCUGACCUCCACAGCCGGACUAAUGACCCCUCUCGAGUUCGUCAACACUGGCCAGAGCGAGGCUCAGAAGAUCGCCCGUCGUGCGCGUCAGGACCUGGAGGCCUUUGCGGAUGAAUGGAAGGGGUUAACGGAAAGGAAGCAGUUUAUCGAACAAGAAGAAGCGCAGGUUGUGGACCAGUUGGAUACACAUCAACAUCAAAUCGACCAACUGACAGCCUUGGUCGCCGCUCUUGGAGCACUAGAAUCGAUCCCCGACGAGAGCAGCGGCAGCUCUCAAGCUAAACUCGACCACGUAACGGACCAGCUGGAGUCAUUGGAAAUCCGCUACCGGAACGAGAUUGACGAGUACAGACUCUCUGAAACUGCAAUAGCCGCUCUCCAUCCUCUAUUCCGCGAAGCUAUGGACGGCUGGGAGCCGCUCAAAGCUCCGACCUACUUGGUCUCUAAUCUACAUCGCCUGCAGCCACUUCUAUCCCGCAAGGCGAGCGACGGGCAACCAACGCAGCGCCAGUCGACCUCUCCCUAUGAAACCAUGAUAUACACUCUCUGGCUUCCUCGCGUGCGAUCUGCCUUACUUAACGAUUGGGAUGUGUUUGACCCUUCCCCUGCCACCACCUUGAUCGUCUCAUGGAAAGACAUUCUUCCGCAGUUUGUCUACGCGAAUGUACUCGAUCAGCUCGUGGUCCCGAAGCUCACGAGCGGUCUGAAAUCAUGGAAGCCCAGCAGCAGACGUUCUGGUUCUUCCUCUUCCUCUUCCUCCCAGCGCGACUCCCGGUUUCCCUGGUGGCUCUUCACAUGGCUCCAAUAUCUUGAUGAGCGGCAUACCAACCCCAAGCAAGCCACUGGACUCCUCUCCGAUGCCAAACGGAAAUUCCGCACUGUUCUCGAUACCUGGGACCUCAGCGCUGGCCCAAUCCGCGGCCUGGACCUCUGGCGCGAUGCUCUGGGCUCCGAAUUUGAUAUUUGCUUGCGCAACCACCUACUCCCCCGUCUUGCCCGCCGUCUGCGGGACGAUUUCGAUGUCAACCCUCAAGACCAGGAUCUCACGGCGUUUGAGAAUGUCCUCCAAUGGAAAGAUUGGUUCCGGCCCAACGUCCUUGGCCUGCUCCUUGUCGCUGAGUUCUUUCCCAAAUUUCACCAGAUUCUCUACAUCUGGCUUACCAAUGACCCCAACUACGACGAGGUCGCACAGUGGUUCACCUGGUGGCGAUCACAGGUCCCGGAAAAUCUCAAUGAUCUUACCAUCGUCGAUGAAGAAUGGAACAAGGCUCUUCGCACUAUGGAUCUGGCUGCUCAGCUUGGCGAUCGUGCCGCCGAAGAACUCCCGGCACCGACCGCGGUCGGCGCGAAACCGAAAGCAACUCAACCGACGAAAUCGGCAGAGCCUGCGCCAGCAGCACCACCCCCGUCGCGCAAACCCAAGGUGGUCGAGGAGGUGGCUUUCAAGGAUAUCCUCGAAUCUUGGUGUGCCGAUGAAGGUCUCAUCAUGUUGCCUCUCCGUGAAGCACAUCCACAAAAUGGUCAGCCUUUGUUCCGGAUUACCGCCAGCGCCACGGGCAAGGGAGGCGUGGUUGCGUUUGUCCAAGGAGAUGUGGUCUGGGUUCAGAAUAAAAAAGCGAAGGAAGUUUGGGAACCGAUGGGAUUGGAGGAGCGGUUAGUAGAACGUGCCGAAGGGAAAUGAUUUAAUCCCAUUGUUUUUCUAUAAAAAAAAAAAAGAAUCUCGUCCAUAGAUAUGAUACCCCUUUAGCUCACAUUGAAUGAUAUCCUUUC